Messenger RNA from Drosophila ficusphila, 2102 nucleotides. RefSeq names its product phosphatidylserine decarboxylase proenzyme, mitochondrial (gene Pisd). Gene Ontology annotation, cellular component: mitochondrion. The coding region runs from base 552 to 1886 and encodes 444 amino acids. Gene Ontology annotation, molecular function: phosphatidylserine decarboxylase activity. The record is from RefSeq and is a predicted model, not a curated record. The transcript has 2 exons. Gene Ontology annotation, biological process: phosphatidylethanolamine biosynthetic process. NCBI's taxonomy places the organism in Eukaryota, Metazoa, Arthropoda, Insecta, Diptera, Drosophilidae.
UAGGAAAAUGGCGCAGUAAUCGGAUCAAGAAUUGUCCACCGACAACAAGCGGGACAAUAAAAAAGAAAAAAGUCACUAAAAACCAGUUUUAAACAAAAACAUUGGCUAUUUGAAGAGUCUUACGCGUGCCGUGGAGCCUCGGGCCUUGACCACUAUUCCCGCUGAUAACAUAGAACUCGCGCUUUUAGUUUGUUUUGUCUCUUGCAGGCACCACAGCGAUACGGAAGCAACAAUUGAACCAUCUAGAAAUCCUCCGUUCCCACACAACACAUAUUUGAAUUCCGAAUCGCAUGCGAGUGUUUGCUAUUGUUUUGCAUCUGUUCCUAGGCCCUAGUCCGGAUUAUUCGAUUUGCGGAUUAAGCGCCGCCCACUCAGUCACUUAAAAGCCAGCCGAAUUAAACGCGCCAGAUUGAACAAACAAAAACAGAAGCCGAAGCCCCGAGACCAGACCACAUCGUGCCAUAUUUAUCUGAGCACAUAUACGUGAUUACGUGAUUAGCGCGGUGGGGGCUGCGAUUUGUCAAUAGCAAGAGCAAUCCAAAGCAGCAACAAUGGUUUCCUACUUCGUUCCUCGUGGCCGCUUCCUGCUGAAGGCCGGCAAUCUCAGACAGGUGGUGCAGCAGCAGCACCAGCCGACGCAACUCCAGCUGCUGACAACCAAAGGACCCCAGCCGCAGGCACAAAACGCUAGUUUGCCCACGGCCCGACACUUCCGGCAGUUCGCUACAAACUCUGCCAAGGAUGCACAACUCCACCAUCGCCGCCCGCAUAAACAACCCCCCAAUUCUGGCCAGGAGUUGGUCCAGCUCCGGCGCAACUUAAUCUCACGCUGGACUAGCUUCCUGCUGCGCUGGGCGCCCAUGGGCAUUUGUGUCUUCGGCGCCAUCGAGUGGCAGCUGCAGAAGCAGCGCUGCGACCGGAGCGGCCAGCCCCGUACCGCGUCCGAGCUCCAGUCGCGCAUCUACUGCUCCCUGCCGCUACGGAUCAUCAGUCGCUGUUGGGGCUGGCUGGCCGCUUGCUACUUGCCACCGAGUCUGCGUCCAUACGUAUACGGCUGGUAUUCCAAUACGUACAAUGUGAAUCUGAGUGAGGCUCUGUAUCCGGAGUAUGAGCAUUACAACAGUCUGGCCGAGUUCUUCACUAGGCCACUUCGGGAGGGUGUCCGGCCGAUCGAUAAGCACGCUCCUUUGGUCUCGCCCGCCGAUGGCAAGGUUCUGCACUUUGGCAGUGCCUCGGAUUCGCUGAUCGAACAGGUCAAAGGCGUGAGCUACAGCAUCGAGGACUUCCUGGGACCACUGCAGACUGUCGAAGAGGCUAAAUCAGGUGUUUCUUAUGCAGAGGCCCUGAAAAAGAAGAGCGACGAGUCCACGGAGCUCUACCAGUGCGUGAUAUACCUGGCCCCUGGAGAUUACCACCGAUUCCACUCACCUGCCGCUUGGGAGCCCACCAUCCGUCGUCAUUUCUCCGGCGAAUUGCUCUCUGUAAGUCCCAAAGUAGCCGGAUGGCUGCCUGGUCUCUUCUGCCUUAACGAACGUGUACUGUACAUGGGCCAGUGGAGGCACGGAUUCUUCUCCUACACCGCUGUCGGAGCCACGAACGUGGGAUCCGUCGAAAUCUUCAUAGAUGCCGAUCUCAAGACGAACCGCUGGAAUGGUCUUAAAGUUGGCAAACAUCCGCGCAGCACCUACGAGUAUGACGAACUGGUCCUCGACAAGGAACCCAAAACGGCGCCUAAGUUUGACAAAGGCGACCUGGUUGGACAGUUCAACAUGGGCAGCACCAUUGUCCUGCUUUUCGAGGCCCCCAAGAACUUCAAGUUUGACAUCGUCGCUGGCCAAAAGAUCCGCGUGGGCGAGUCACUCGGCCACAUCGCUGGCUCAAAAUGAAAAAAGGUGAAAGAGCCAAAAUCCUGUACCGAAUCAGUGCAAAGUCCUGUCACCCAUCCGUUCACAUCACUCGUUGUAUUAGCAUUAGACGCUCGGGUCCUAGGCAAAUGUAUUUUGUGAACAUCCUGCGAAGCUAACACUGUGUAUUGUUGCCAUUUUUGUAGUCGUAAGAUUUAUAUUUUAUACAAUAAAACGUCGAAAUAUCUUUGAGAAAAA